GCCAGAUCGCCGGAUAUCCGCUGAGUGACCCUUACAAGUCCUUCUUGAUCCUGAAGUGGAAUAGGUGCCGCUGUUGCUGCUGGUGUUGGAUUCAGAACCGUAGCGGGUCAUGGGGCUGGAGGACGAGCGAAAGAUGCUGACCGGGUCCGGAGAUCCCAAGGAGGAGGAAGAGGAGGAGGAGGAAUUAGUGGAUCCCCUAACAACAGUGAGAGAGCAAUGCGAGCAGCUGGAGAAAUGUGUAAAGGCUCGGGAGCGGCUAGAGAUGUGUGACCAGCGUGUAUCCUCCAGGUCACAGACAGAGGAGGAUUGCACGGAGGAGCUCUUUGACUUCCUGCAUGCAAGGGACCACUGCGUGGCCCACAAACUCUUCAACAGCUUGAAAUAAAUGUGCUUACUUCACCCCAGCCUUCAUCACUCGGGCAUCAGGAUAUUUCAUGGUUUUGACCAUGCCAUUUCUUCCUUAUAAGUGUAACUGUAUGUUCAUGUGAACCUCAUGGAUUUUGGCUUAGGCAAGUAACUUCUAUGUAAUUAGCUGUGAUUCCUCUUAAUAAAGUCCAGUGAUCUGCAGA
Messenger RNA from Neogale vison (American mink), 569 nucleotides. RefSeq names its product cytochrome b-c1 complex subunit 6, mitochondrial. NCBI's taxonomy places the organism in Eukaryota, Metazoa, Chordata, Mammalia, Carnivora, Mustelidae. The record is from RefSeq and is a predicted model, not a curated record. The coding region runs from base 110 to 385 and encodes 91 amino acids. Gene Ontology annotation, biological process: mitochondrial electron transport, ubiquinol to cytochrome c. The transcript has 4 exons.